This is a messenger RNA of Zea mays, 2274 nucleotides long. RefSeq lists its product as uncharacterized. Gene Ontology annotation, molecular function: RNA binding. Gene Ontology annotation, biological process: mRNA splicing, via spliceosome. NCBI's taxonomy places the organism in Eukaryota, Viridiplantae, Streptophyta, Magnoliopsida, Poales, Poaceae. Gene Ontology annotation, cellular component: U2-type spliceosomal complex; RES complex. The record is from RefSeq and is marked provisional.
CCGGAUCGAAGGCUGGACGACGCGACCGCGCGGCGGCGGCUCGACGCGACCGGUGGCUUUGACGCGACCGGCACGGCGGCGACGCACAGCCCGACGACGACCCUCCCCGCUGCCUUCUCCCCGGGCAUUUGCUGGAGCUGGAAGGCGGAAGCGUUCCCGUUGGAUUACUUCUUGGGCUGGAAAGAGUGAAAGACCCGGAUGCACUAAAUCCUGUCUUGGAACAGUUACGGCCCUGGAAUUGAUCCCAUGCUGCCGAACGGGCCCUAAGUUGGAACCUGUUCAGGCGGGGGGUCAGCUCGCAGCUGACUGGGGAUCCGGCACCGCAUCGCCAGACGCCAGGAGGGGACUAUCAGCCAUGGCAGCGAGGCAGCCGCCGCCUUCGUCCGCGUCCGCGCCCGCGCCCGCGGCGGGUCUCUCCAUGAAGGACUACCUCAAGAGGUACGUGUCGGGCCCAGGGACCGACGGCGACCAGAAGAGGGCGAAGAAGAAGACGAAGAAGAAGCCCAAGCCCGCCGGCGGGGUGCUCAUCGUCGACGAGGACCCAGUGUGGCAGAAGCCCGUGCAGGUGGACGAGGAGCCCGCGUCGUCAGGUGACGACAAGCCUCUGGUCGACGAGGACAUCGAGGUCAAGCGGAUGCGUCGCCUGGAGGCAAUACGCGCCGCAAGGCCGUACAAUGCUAUCGCCGAGGAUGGCAGCGGGUGGGUUACCGUGGCCGCCCCAGAGGAGCAGGGCGGUGGGUCCACCCACCAGCGCAGGAACGACACGCCGUUGCCAGAGCGGGGACGUGCUCCUACGAGGGAGGACCUUUCUCCUGUGCGGCGGAGGCAGCGGCGCGACACGCCCUCACCUGUGCAUGGCGAUGCUGCUGCAAAGGAUUUUUCACCACCUAGGCGGCCCUCACCUGUGCAUGGUGAUGCUGCUGCAAAGGAUUUUUCACCACCUAGGCGGAGGCAGCGGCGCAACACGCCCUCACCUGUGCAUGGCGAUGCUGCUGCAAAGGAUUUUUCACCACCUAGGCGGAGGCAGCGGCGCGACACGCCCUCACCUGUGCCGGACGGUGCUGCUGCAAAGGAUUUUUCACCACCUAGGCGGAGGCAGAGGCGUCAGGACACGCCAUCACCAAAGGACAGUGGUGCAGCGGACCAGGACGAUAUGUCACCACCGCGGAAGUCUAGGCAGAGAGAGGACCUUUCGCCGCCAAGGAAGGGUGCUCGUCAUAUCACUGAGGAGCCCCGGGAUAUCUCGCCACGAAAGAAGAGAGACAUUUCUCCCUCAAGGAAGAGUACAAAGGAAGGAGCCUCAAAACAGGUGAAGAAAUCUGGACUGAUGACAGCAGAAGAAGUUAAAGAGGACAUAAGAAAGAUUAAGGAGGCUGAGAUGAUUAAGUUUGCAUCACAGGAUCCUUCUCUGGUUGGGAAAGGGGCAAAGGCAGUAUUCAGAGAUAAGGAAGGAAGACGAAUAAGUGAAGAAGAAAUGUGCAAGGCAAAGGAACCUGAGAAGCCAAAGGAAAUACAUAUAGAAUGGGGUAAAGGGUUGGUUCAGAAACGAGAAGCUGAGUCUAGGUUGAAAGAGAUUGAAGCUGAGAAGAGUAAACCUUUUGCUCGAACAAGGGAUGAUCCUGAGCUUGAUAAUAUGCUAAAAGAAAGAAUCCGAUGGGGUGAUCCUAUGGCUCAUCUGGUCAAGCGGAAAGAUCCAGAAUUUAUUUUGGAAGACUUGGGAGAUGAUGAAAAGAUGAAAGAAUCUGGCUUCAUAGUACCCCAAAGUAUACCUACUCACAGCUGGCUGAAACGUGGAGUGGAUGCUCCUCCAAACCGCUAUGGCAUAAAACCCGGUCGUCAUUGGGAUGGCGUGGAUCGCAGUAAUGGAUUUGAGAAGGACAUGUUCAAGCUGAAGAACGAGAAGCAAGCAAUGGAGCAAGAAGCCUAUCUUUGGUCUGUCUCUGAUAUGUGAUCCCAACUGCUGCUCCUUACGAGAGGAAUACAGUUGUGUAAAGGAAGAACCAAUGGAAGACCUUUCAAACGAUUUUUUUUUCACUCUUCUUAUUACACAAAGUGACAUCACUGGUGAUGCUGCGCCGGAGUAGCCUGAAUAUUUUCCAGGAAAGCAUUUUCAGGAAUGCAGUUCAAUGAAGCUGCAUUACGUAUUUGUUGGAAAUCUGUUACUGCUGUACCAUUUGUCAUCCUUCACGUUUUGUAAUAUAGAUGAACGCACUGCAAGGUUUUGGAACAGUUCAAAAGAUGAGAUUUUAUAUUCACUUUCUGGUUUCCAUGUGU